AUGGAGUCAAUGAUGCAGACUUUGCACCUCGCUGUCUUCUUACACUCUCUUCCUCCACCCGGACCGCGUCCGCGAGUCUUCGAUUUAGUGUGUGGUAUUCUAGGGUUACUGCUCCAUGAUCCAUCGGUUGAUGCAGCCCCAGAGAUUUCUGAAGGUCUCUCCUUGCUGCAGCACAGAGGACAGGAUGCAUGUGGCAUCGUAACAUGUGGACCUAAGGGCCGAUUCUUCCAGUGCAAAGCCAACGGCAUGGUCCGGGAUGUCUUAGAUGAGAAAGCUAUCGCAAAAUUGAUCGGAGGUAUGGGUGUUGGCCAUGUUCGUUAUCCAACUGCUGGUAGCUCGGACCACGCCGAAGCACAGCCGUUCUACGUCAAUUCACCAUAUGGUAUUGUAUUCGCCCACAACGGAAACCUCAUAGACAGCCCAUCACUCUUGCAAUAUAUGGACGCCACCGCACAUAGACAUAUAAACACUUCAUCUGAUUCCGAACUUUUACUCAACCUUUUCGCCGACAAUCUUCAGAAGACAGGCAAAUUUCGUAUCAACGAAGAUGAUAUUUUCACCGCUAUAGGAGGUCUUAUGAGGCAGUGCACAGGAGCAUAUGCAUGUGUUGCCAUGCUCGCUGGCUUCGGGGUUAUUGCAUUCAGAGAUCCAAACGGCAUAAGACCAGUCGGGAUGGCUUCUAGGAAAACCGACACUGGAAGAGACUACCUCUUUGCAAGCGAGAGCAUCGUCGCUGAUGCUUUGAGCUUUAGUGGAUGGGAGGAUGUGAAGCCCGGCGAAGCAGUGAUCAUCACUCGGUCAGGGGUUUCCAGGAAACAAGUUGGAGCUCAUGCGACCUUUGCACCAGAUAUUUUUGAAUUUGUCUAUUUCGCUCGCCCCGAUUCUGUGCUUGACGGCAUCAGCGUUUACCGCAGUCGAAUGGCUAUGGGCGACGCACUUGCUGUCGAAGUUGACAAGGUUUUGAAGGAACGUGGCAUCACAGUGGAUGUCGUCAUCCCAGUUCCUGAUACUUCUCGUGUUGCAGCCUUGAAUCUUGCUCAGAAGCUCAAGUUGCCUUACCGAGAAGGCUUCAUUAAGAAUCGCUAUGUUGGCAGGACAUUCAUUAUGCCAGGUCAACAAAUGAGACGGAAGAAUGUUAGGAGGAAAUUAAACGCCAUGGCCCUGGAGUUUUCUGGGAAGAAUGUUCUCCUUGUUGACGAUUCCAUCGUUCGCGGCACCACCUCAGAAGAGAUCAUCCAGAUGGCGAAGGAUGUCGGCGCAAAAAAGGUCAUCGUCGCAAGCUGUGCCCCUCCUAUACGGCACUCGAAUGUCUAUGGUAUCGAUAUGCCUUCAAGGACAGAGCUCGUUGCAUAUGGACGCAACACUGAAGAGAUAGCCGAGGCUAUUGGAGCAGAUCUUGUUGUGUUCCAGACUCUUCCCGACCUCAUCGCAUCCGUGCGACAGUUCAACCCAUCUAUUUCGACGUUCGAUUGCUCCGUAUUCACAGGAGAGUAUGUCACCGGUGGUGUCAAUGAAGAGUAUUUGCACCGAUUGGAGUCGCUCCGUGCGGACAAUGUUAAGAACAAGGUGGCCGUGAACUCAUUGGAAGGCCAAAGUGAGGGCAGUAGGGCCAAUGGAUUUCACGAUCGGGUGAACAUAGUGGCAUCUGGCGGUCCAGUCAACAGCGCGGACGACACAGUUGGAUUACACAACACCUGGAAUAUCAGUUGA
Suillus discolor is the source of this 1710-nucleotide messenger RNA. Its product is annotated as phosphoribosyltransferase-like protein. The coding region runs from base 1 to 1710 and encodes 569 amino acids. Gene Ontology annotation, cellular component: cytoplasm. The transcript has 10 exons. Gene Ontology annotation, molecular function: amidophosphoribosyltransferase activity. Lineage: Eukaryota; Fungi; Basidiomycota; Agaricomycetes; Boletales; Suillaceae. The record is from RefSeq and is a predicted model, not a curated record. Gene Ontology annotation, biological process: purine nucleotide biosynthetic process; purine nucleobase biosynthetic process.